Messenger RNA from Pseudocercospora fijiensis CIRAD86, 1881 nucleotides. RefSeq lists its product as uncharacterized. The transcript has 2 exons. Gene Ontology annotation, molecular function: monooxygenase activity; heme binding; iron ion binding. The record is from RefSeq and is a predicted model, not a curated record. Bases 1 to 1881 code for a protein of 626 amino acids. NCBI's taxonomy places the organism in Eukaryota, Fungi, Ascomycota, Dothideomycetes, Mycosphaerellales, Mycosphaerellaceae.
AUGAUCCCCUACGCUGUGCUUGUUGGCUGCAUCGCCGUCGUGGUGACUUACAUCGCGAACACGGUACGAUGUUUCCAAAAGAACCUGGCGCUCGCGAAACAGAGCGGAAUCCCAUACAUUGCGAUCCCGAUAUACACAUUCAACCGCUUCUGGCUGGUCACCCACAAGCUAUGGCUGCCCUUCAUACGGAAGCUGCCUCAUUCAUGGACGAAAGACUGGAUUGACUUCCUCGUUCCUGAGUUCCCCUGGGAUAAGAAAUAUGAGGGCCUCUUCAAGGCGCCUGGCACUGACAUCAUCUUGUUGGUGGCUCCUGGCGCCAACACUCUCUUGGUGGCAGAUGCAGAUUGCACGAGCCAAAUUACUGCCCGACGGAAUGAUUUUCCUAAGCCGACAUGGCUGUAUACCAGCGUCGAUUUGUUUGGCAAGAAUGUCGUGUCCACGGAGGGUGCCAACUGGCGCCAUCACCGGAAGAUUACCAGUCCUCCAUUCACCGAGAAGAACAAUUGUCUAGUGUGGAAGGAGUCUCUUGAGCAGGCCGAGAGUAUGAUGGCUGGCUGGGUCGGCGGCAAUAAGACUGACAGCGGCACGAUAUGGACCGUCGCCACCGAGGCAAUGCGUUUGUCCUUGCAUGUCAUCAGUCGGGCAGGGUUCGGAGUCAAGCUCUUCUGGCCUCAUGAGCAGAGUGUCACCGCCAUUCCCCCAGGACAUACCAUGACCUACAAGGAUGCUCUCGAGACGCUUCUUCAUAGCUUGAUCCCGCUCAUGCUGCUUCCUCGAUGGCUUAUGAAGCGGCUUCCUUCUGAAGGCCUCAAGCGAGCCGAACGAUCAUUGACGGAAUGGGGUCAAUACAUGCGUGAGAUGUAUGAGGAGAAGCGCAAAGAAGUGAAGCGCGGAGAGAGCACAGAAGGCAUGGACCUCAUGGGAGCACUUGUCAAGGGUUCCGGCCAAACAGAAGACGUCCUAAACAGCGACGUGGAGAAAGCUCAAGCCAAGCAGUUACUGACUGACGAAGAAAUCAUGGGCAAUUCCUUUGUCUUCAUUCUCGCUGGCCACGAAACCGCAGCGAACACGAUCCACUUCUCGACACUCUUCCUGGCCAUGCACAUGAUUUCGCAGAAGCAUUUGCAGGACGAUCUGGACCGGAUCCUCGGUGAUCGUCCAGUCUCGGAGUGGGAUUAUGACAAAGAUAUGCCGAAACUGUUUGGCAGCAUGUGCGGUGCAGUGAUGAACGAAGAGCUGAGACUGGUCGCCCCUGUCGUUGGCAUCCCCAAGUGCACUGCCAAGGACAAGCCACAGGGACUCAAUCUCAACGGAAGACAUGUCGUUGUACCUCCAGGAUGCUACGUGACUUUGAAUACUGCAGCCGUCCAUCGUAAUCCUCAGUACUGGCCCCACACUUCCCUCGAAGACGUUUCGGAGUUCCGCCCCGAGCGUUGGCUUCUCGAUCCUUCAAAGACAAACAGCAAUACAGAAGACGACACGUACGACAAAGAAGAAGGUCUCGACCUCGACGGCCCAGAUCAACGUCCCGACACUGCCGCAUCGCUUUACCGACCCCCCAAGGGAGCGUACGUCCCCUUCAGCGAAGGCUACCGCUCAUGUCUCGGGCGACGAUUCGCGCAGGUCGAGAUCCUCGCUGUUCUGGCCGUCAUGUUCAAGACCUGGUCCGUGGAGUUGGACGUCAGUGAUUAUCUCUCCGAUUCCGAGUUCGAGAAGGCUUCCCAAGCGGAGAAGAUCGCGGCUUGGGAGAAAGCUGAUGCGAGAGCGAGAGAGUUGUUGAGGAAUGUCGAGACACUUGGUAUCGUACGGGCGAGAAUGCUUGAUGGUCAUUCGAGUCAGUCACAUUCCAAUUCCCGAUCGACAGCAAGCGAUUGGUCAUGA